GGGAGCUAUGGCUAAACAUCACCCGGACUUGAUCUUUUGCCGCAAGCAGGCUGGUGUUGCCAUUGGAGGACGGUGUGGAAAAUGUGAUGGCAAGCGUGUGAUCUGUGACUCCUAUGUGCGUCCCUGCAUCCUGGUGCGCAUAUGUGAUGAAUGUAACUAUGGCUCUUACCAGGGACGCUGUGGGAUCUGUGGAGGCCCCGGGGUUUUGGAUUCCUAUUAUUGUAAGGAGUGCACCAUCCAGGAGAAAGAUAGAGAUGGUUGCCCAAAGAUUGUCAAUUUGGGGAGCUCUAAGACAGAUCUCUUUUGUGAACGCAAAAAAUAUGGCUUCAAGAAGAGGUGAUUGGUGGGCUGCCUCUUCCUCCCCCCCGUCAAGCUGCUGCAGCUGCCAAAAGAAACGCCUACAGAAAGGAAAUGGAGCACACAGCAUCACCUGAAUUGCCUAUAGUACACUGGCACCUUUCCACCCUUUCCUCUCCUCUCACCCAGCCAUGGUAGGAAUGGAAAUAAAGAUUCUUCACAGAGCACUCUGGCAGACUGUACCACAGACAAAUUAAUAGAUUGGUUCAUGGCAUUCCUUAAAUUCAAGAAGCAAGUCUGUGUUAAUCCACAUCGAGAAGUUCUGUACACCAAAAGCUUCUAAAACAGGAAUGAUAUAUCAUUUUAGUCUUCUGUUUGAGGAGCUGG
This is a messenger RNA of Balaenoptera acutorostrata (minke whale), 684 nucleotides long. Its product is annotated as PHD finger-like domain-containing protein 5A. Gene Ontology annotation, cellular component: precatalytic spliceosome; U12-type spliceosomal complex; catalytic step 2 spliceosome. Gene Ontology annotation, biological process: mRNA splicing, via spliceosome. The transcript has a single exon. The coding region runs from base 8 to 340 and encodes 110 amino acids. Lineage: Eukaryota; Metazoa; Chordata; Mammalia; Artiodactyla; Balaenopteridae. The record is from RefSeq and is a predicted model, not a curated record.